AUGUCUAACCUCAUCGAGUUACAAAGAAAUUAUGUUCUUUCAUUCAUCAGCGACAUUCAGACCCAGCAUAAUUUGAAAUUCUUAAUCAUUGACGAAGCGGUGGAUGAUCUUCUGAGUUACCUGUUCUUGAAAAGAUCAGAGCUUUUAAGUUAUGUUACAGCCAUUGAGAAAAUUGACUCCAGAGAUCGGAAGGGCCAGCCAUCUGUGGAGGCGAUCUACUUCCUAAAGCCUUCAAAAUUCAACAUAAACUGCAUGGACGCUGAUUUUAGUAACAGACCACCAAAAUACAAGGCAGCGCAGGUACGAUUUCUUCCUGGCUUUGAAGAUCACCUUGUGAAAUUCUACCAUUCAAAGAGGUAUCUUACCCAGUAUACCUCCAGCCUAGCUGAAGUGAGGUGUGCUUUUAUUCCGAGAGAAUCACAAUUCUUUCAAACACUGGGAAUUGAUCAACCACUGCUGAUGUACUAUAAUCAAAAUUGUCACGAUCUGAUUGAGCGCAACAUAAAGAGGGCAGUUGAAAGUCUCUUAAACAUUUGCAUCAUCACCGGUGAAUAUCCAGUAGUGCGCUAUUCACAGCCCACUUCUUUAGUAUACGAGACCAGCGCUGCAACAAUAUUGGCGAAGAAGCUAGCUUUUGAAUUUCAAAAUGCAUUGGAUGAGUACGCGCGAAACGACGAAGAUUUCCCACCCCCAUCACCUAGACCGCGAUCUAUCAUGAUUAUUGCGGAUCGAUCAGUGGACCCAUUUUCAAUGGUUCUGCACGACUUCACCUAUCAGGCGAUGGCGUAUGACGCCGUUCCCUCUGUUGAUACUGCUACUGAUACUUAUCACUACGCUGCAGAAAACGAAUUAGGAGAACAAGAAGAGAAGCAUGGGCUUUUACGAGAACUCGUGGAUGCAGAUUGGAUUGCUUUAAGACAUCAACAUAUAUUGGAUGCAAGUGAGUACUUGAGUGCCAAGAUCAAUGAGCUCAUUGCGAAAAAUCCUCUCUUGGUGGAUCGCACAAACGUCAAAUCGACCACAGACAUGCUCAGUGUAGUAGCACACUUGAAAGAUUUCGAUGAGGAUAGAAGACGAGUUACAUUGCAUAGGAAGCUCAUCGAUCAAUGUCUCAAAAUCAACGAUGAACGACAUUUGGCAGAAUUGGCAGAAUUCGAACAGAAUUUGGCAGGACUUGGGCUAGACGCUAAUGGGGAGCGUGUUAAACAUUUAACAGAAGCCUUAUUGCAAGUCCUUAUGGACAAGCAUGCGAACUUGACCGAUAAGGUUCGUUACAUUAUUAGCUACGCCUUAUAUCGUGGCGGAAUUAUUGAGCUCGACUUGGUAAAGCUCUUAUCAUUUAUGGGGGUUCCGUCUGGCCAUGCAUUUUUCGACCAUUUUUUAACGCUUUUCAGAAAUUUUGAGUAUUUAGGGUUCAAGUUGGUGAAGAGUGAGCCUGGUAACAAAUCCUUUAAGAAAGAAUGGUUUCACGAGAGCAUUGUUAAUGAUCCAAACGUUUACAACACUUCAAGAUUUGUCCCAGCAGUAGGCAAUAAUCUUUCCAAGAUUAUAUCAAACCCAUUGCUGUUGAGCGAGGAAGCAUUUCCUUACGUUAAGGACAAACCUAUAGAAGUUAUAAGUCCUGAGAUUGCUGAAGAUUCAGCGUUUUUGAAUUCAUCGUCCUCGUUGAAAAAUCCUAGACACAAGGCGUCGUGGACCAGAAGCACCACCCAAUUUCGGGCUCCGCGCCAAAGAUUCUUUUAUUAUUGCAUCGGCGGUAUAACAUAUUCAGAGGUUGCCUCCGCAUAUGCCCAAGGAUUGCUCAAGAACCGGGACGUUUUUGUUGGUAGCGAUGGAAUAAUGACACCGUUGGAAUGCAUGCAGGCGAUUGAAAAGCUGUCAGAACCACGCAAUCAUUUAGGUCUGAAGGAUGAUCGGCCCGAGAGAGAGGUCGUUCCUGAGUUCCUUUUUGAUAGAGCAUCCACGGUACCGGCUGCCUCACAACAUGUGCAUACUGUAUCGCAUCAGCGCGCUAAUAAUGAUUCGAGCCCUGUCAUGCCAGCUCCACCGCCAUCAAAGGAGAAAGAGAAAAAGCGCAGUAAGCUAGCCAAAAUUCUAAGAUCGAAAUAG
This is a messenger RNA of Lachancea mirantina, 2109 nucleotides long. NCBI's taxonomy places the organism in Eukaryota, Fungi, Ascomycota, Saccharomycetes, Saccharomycetales, Saccharomycetaceae. The record is from the annotation of a GenBank genome assembly.